Rubroshorea leprosula is the source of this 448-nucleotide messenger RNA. NCBI's taxonomy places the organism in Eukaryota, Viridiplantae, Streptophyta, Magnoliopsida, Malvales, Dipterocarpaceae. The record is from the annotation of a GenBank genome assembly.
CUUUUGUAUAAGCAUAUCAUAGACAUAUGAUCUAUCACUAGCAAUCUUCUAUAGUUAAAUUUUAUAUGGUGGGCAUGGAAGAAGGUAAAGAAGAUGGAUGGCCUGCUGAAGAUGGUGGUGUUCUUUACCAUAGGGUUCAUUUUGAAGAUCGAAUUACUGAUUUACCAAAAAAGUGUUGUCGACCAACGAUGAUGCACACUUAGACACUGAGUUGGCCAGACAUUGAACUUCUCUCAUCGGACGCAGCCAAAAUUCCGUAUUCAAUGCAACCAAGGAGAAGGCGGACGAUGAUAAUGUUGACGAGGAGAAAGAGGAAGAGGGAGAAGAAGAAGUCAGGAAGAACAGGAGAAGGACCAGAUGAGGUGGAGGAGAGAAUGAAGAAAAAUGGAAAAAAAUUAACAGGAAGAAGCCGCGAAUGAAGACAUAGAAAUAGAAUCAUGAAUUUAAC